Molecule: messenger RNA, 3734 nt
Organism: Engraulis encrasicolus (European anchovy)
Lineage: Eukaryota; Metazoa; Chordata; Actinopteri; Clupeiformes; Engraulidae
Product: Fc receptor-like protein 5
Exons: 9
Coding region: 65-1441 (458 amino acids)
Biological process (GO): negative regulation of B cell receptor signaling pathway; regulation of B cell proliferation; B cell activation
Cellular component (GO): extracellular exosome; external side of plasma membrane; plasma membrane
Molecular function (GO): sialic acid binding; CD4 receptor binding; protein phosphatase binding
Source: RefSeq, a predicted model, not a curated record
CCUACAGAGCAGCAUAGAGCUUUGCAGUUGACGUGCCACCAUUUAGAAAGUAGUUGGUUUCAAAAUGGGGAGCACAGAAAGACUCUGCUUGAUAGUUGUAAUUUUGUAUAUCAGCCAGACAGUGGCCCGUGGAGGACCUGGUUCUGUCUCUGUAGUCCUCAGGGGGCCAGAAUAUGCUUACCUCAACACUAAAAUUAGGUUGAGUUGUGAGAUUUUGGGAUCUCCUCCUCCAUCGGCCACAUGCCAGUUCAUGAAGGUGAAAAAUAUCUCCCUCACCACCCCGCAAAAAUCCUCAUCUCCCCCGCAGCCUUUCUUACAUGAUCUAAAGGUGAUGACUAAAUCCACUGGAGAAUACUACUGCAUUAUGACAACACUUGGAAAAACAGUUACCAGCAACAUUCUUCACCUAUAUGUAGUGAUUCCUGUUUCAGGAGCCAGCCUCAGGUCUGUCCCUAGUCCUCCUACAGAGUUUAAAGGAUCCUCGAUGGCUCUCUUCUGUGAUGUUCAGAAAGGGUCCCACCUCUCCUACACCUGGUUCCACAACAGGAUCAAAGUGACAGCUCCUUCUUCGGUCACGUAUAACCUCUCAGGCAACUCGCUCACUGUGGACAGGCUCAGAAAUUUGCACGCUGGGACUUACUACUGCUCUGCCUGGAACGACAUUGGACUUAACCCACGCUACUCCAGCAGUAAUGAAAUACAAGUGGCAGUUAAAGAUUACCUUACUGUGCCUAAUCUCUCUGUUACACUCUUCAAAGAAAACUCCAAAUACUAUGCCAACAUAAGUUGUGAGUCCGCUCAGGGUACAGUACCUGUUACAUUUGUGCUGCUGCUGUCGGGCCGGGAGGCUGAUCGACAAAUCACCAAUUCCCUCUCUGCAUGGUUCAGAGUGGCACUGGUGGUAGGAAUGGAGACAGUCACAGCACAAUGCAGGGCAGAGACAAGUUAUCGGCAACUCAACAGCGAUACUAGGAAUAUAGAAAUGGUAUCUGUAGGAGGCCCUCUGCAUCUGCACAUUGAUUAUUUGUACAAUAUCAAUUGGGAAGUGGUGGCAGUGCGGUUGGAAUGCCAUAUCAGCAGAGGUACCUUCCCUUCCUACCUCUGGCUCCAUAACAACUCAUUCAUGACGCAGCGUUCCUGCUCUACAAUCUCCAAUGAUCUCCAGUGUCAUGUACUCUUACUGACGGACGUCACGCCUGUACACUUUGGACAUUAUCAAUGCCACGUUAGGGACAGCUUUGAAGAAAACUCUUCCUGGUUGCAAAGUGACGUGGUCCUCGUGGAGGGAGCAGAUUUCCCAGGAAAUGUGAUUGAGGUCAUCGCUGUUGCAUUUUGCUGUUUCUUGAUGCUUGCCAUGAUCACAAGCUUGCUCUGUCUACUGUGGUUGUCAGGUUCAGCCGUACAGCCACAGCAUAUGGCCGCAUCUGAACAUCAUAGGUGAAAGAGUGUAUCUGGGAGAGCAACUGGCUAGAAUGGAGCUGUUCCUGUUCUUCACCUCUCUGCUGCAGCGAUUCUCCUUCUCACCACCAGAUGGAGUUGAACGCAGCUUGGAGUCCAAACUUGCAUCCACUAUCUGCCCCCAACCCUACCAACAGUGUGCCGCUCCUCGUUGAGAUGCAGAAGAACAUAGUGGCCUUUCUCUGUUUUAGUGACAGUGUUUUAGUGGGUGCUAUUACACAAUGGGCAAAUAUUAAUUGAAACAGUCAUUUCAGUAAACAACUAACUGUUUGAUAGAACAUUUGACUAUGUUACAUCCUAUUUUCUUUUAAGGCUUUCUGCCUUCUUCUUGUGGAGUUAGAAACUCAUUCUGAAAUUCACCCUGUUUUCGCAAUGGUGAAGAUUAGUGGAUUGUAGUGGUGUCAACAAUAAUCGAUUCGGCAAUGCAUCGCAAUGCGGGGCAUGAACAAUUCAAUUCAAUGCGGCAAAUGCCAUAAUUGAUGCAGCAUAUUUUUUCAAGUUUCAAUUACUUCUGUGUAUAUUUCUGGAGCAAAUGAUUGUUAAAUUAAAUAAAAGCACUCUAAAGCAUUGAAAACUUCAAGACUGAUGCAGAAAACAGCCAAUAAAAUGUUGCUUAGUAUCUGACUACUUGUAUUGCCUCAUCAUGACAGAUGAAAUAUUUGCUUUGCUUUCAGUAGAAAUGUAAUACAUUGCAAUGCAUUGUAGAAUUGAAUCGAAUCAAAUUAAAUCGAAUCACCAGAGAGAGUAGAGAGAGAGAGAGAGAGGUUCCGUUGGCCCAUUGUUUCCGGGUUCUACAAUUGCAAGGGGGAGGGGGGAAAAUCCUAGCCUGUGAACUCCCAUACUGCCUUUAUGUAACCGACCUACUGUCUACCUGUCUGUGUGUUGUCCUCUUGGAGCCACCGUAGCUCCUCCUCUAGAUGACACACCCCCUCCAGGUAGCAGGUUGGUGGCUAUUCAGCAAUUAGCUUUCCAUUGACAAAAAGGGCACUAACUGGCAGGUUAGGCACAAGCCCUGCCAUCACACUGCUGCCCCGCUCCUCGCUGCUUUAAUUAAGAAGCGCUCCGCUUCUGCAGCUUAUUAAACGCUUUCGGGUAGACUGGACCCAGCUACCAAAGGUUUAAUCUUGAGGAUGCUGUGGGUAGGCAGAAGUUUUGGCUGUCAUCUGUGCCUCAGUCCUCGCUGCUUUUAAUUGGAGGUAUGUUUUAUUGUUUACCUGUGUGCUACUGUGUAUAUAUUUAUGUGUAGCCAAACUUCAUGACCUGUUUUACAAACAGGGACGCCUCUGCAGCAUGCCAAACGCUUAUGAGUAGGCUUGGAACUACUGAAGGUUUGGCUUGGAGGACACCGAGAGCACUGCUGUUUGUUUGGCUGAGUGUCAAGCAUACAUGGUAAUUAGUCUCAUGUUUUACUAUAAUGUGUUAAUGCAGUAGGCUAAGUGAAUGUUUCAAAUGUCUGACUUAUUUGUGGCUAGCGCCCUACUAACUGCAGCUGUGUAUGUUCUCAUGUGAGUAGGCAUCCACUGUGAUGAUGGCUUGAAGUGCCAGAUGCCAUUGGUUGGGCCUGAGUCUGAUGUAUGAGGUAAUGUUUGCAUACCUUGUUCAUACUAAAUGUGUAAACAUUCUAAACAUUGAAUUUGUAUCUUGUUGCUCCUAAUUUUGAUAUUGUAAUUGCAAGAAUAACCUUUGUAAGAGCACUCUGAGAAAUGUGGAUAUUUUAAGUGAACAUGCAGCUAACUGUGAUUUUGUCUCAGCAGAGAUGCUACUGCUGCUUUGCCUUGCCUGAAUUUUAUAGAUCCAGUUAUUGCCCUGUUUUGUUAUUUUGAAUUUCUUUUAGUUUGUUAUUUUCUUAUGCUUAACUGCUGCUGCUGUACAGCUCCACCACCCCAUGGCCUUGGGAGGUAUCGACUGCCACUAUUAGUUAGUAGUAUCUAAAUUGAAUGCCUCCAAUGGUUGGUCCCACCUAGCCUGUUUGAUCUUUCUAUAACCUGGGCCGUUCUCUUUGCGCACGUCCCCAUAUUUGUAGUGGUAAAUGAGCACCAUAGUGUUUGCUGUGAUUAUGCUUGUACUAGUGCUUUGAGUCUGUUAGCACCAUCAAUGGCCAGGUAACCGACCAAUCCUUGGAGCUGCUUUAGUCCAGCCCUAUUGUUGGUAAUGUAAUAGUGGUAAUCUGAGUGGCAACCUUUAUUUAACCCAUUGUGCGCCAUACAUUAGGUUGUUUAUCAGCAGCAUAUUCCUGUGUAUGUUUCAAUAAAUAUUGUAUUUGUUUUGGACUGAAA